Trametes versicolor FP-101664 SS1 is the source of this 1658-nucleotide messenger RNA. RefSeq lists its product as uncharacterized. The transcript has a single exon. Lineage: Eukaryota; Fungi; Basidiomycota; Agaricomycetes; Polyporales; Polyporaceae. Gene Ontology annotation, molecular function: protein dimerization activity. The coding region runs from base 17 to 1399 and encodes 460 amino acids. The record is from RefSeq and is a predicted model, not a curated record.
CCGACGCGAACCACCGAUGUCUGCAACGAAGGACGCGCCGACUGCCUACGCUGCGAGCUGCAACCCGCCGCGCCGCGCUAAGCGGCACCACGCGGGCUCGGUCACCGAGCUGGACCGGCCGGGUGCCCUCCAGGGUCUCGCGUCGUCCGCCGAUAAACCCCAACAACGUCGCGCGCCGCGGCCGCCUAUCCUCCCCAAGCAGCCUCAGGUUGUUGACAAGGAGUAUCACAUCCCGCCGUCGCCCGCGUCGGACUCGGGCUCUGAGGAGGACGAGUACGACCCGGACAGGGAGUCCACCAGCGUUCCGAAACGACGCGGGCGCAAGCCUGGCACUAUGUCCCGCACUGCGCGCGAAUCGCUCCGGAAGCUGAACCACUCGAAGAUAGAGAAGGCACGACGCACCAAGAUCAACGAGACGCUCGCAACGCUGAGCACCCUUGUAAAUGACCGCGGCAGCGUCGUUCCAGCUGGGCCUGGCCAGAGCGAGGACCCGAAGGAGGACGACGGAAAGGGGAAGAAGGGGAAGGGGAAGACGGAGGAGAAGGAGUUCAAGCUCGAUGUGCUUGUGAAGGCGGUAGAGUACAUGGAGGACCUCAUUUCGCGCGUGAAGGCGCUCGAGGGCACGAUGUGCGCGCAGUGCCGUCCCACGGAACGUCCGUCUUCACUCCCCGCGUCCCCACCCGCGACGAAGCGCAAGCACGUCGAGGAUGCGAUGGACGUCGUAGACCCAGCGAACUCCCCCAGGCCGAAACGCCCUCAUCAUCGCCAGGACGAGGACGAGUCGUACGGCGGGGACGACGAGCACGGGCUCGGCAACGGCGCCGAGGAGGAGCAGCCUUCGCCUGUGCCCUUCAACGUCCAAAAGGCCACCUCGAGGUCGCCCGGCUUCAACACCCCCUCCCCCCGUCUUCCGCCCAUCGCGUCGUGGCUCCCCCACCCCUACGUCGACCCAAGCAGUCUGAUGUCCGGGUCGCCCUCCGCUGGUCCGGUACGGUCCCCAACGAACGUACAGCUCCCCUCCCCACCUGCGUCCGGCCGAUUCCGGCCCACGGCAACGCUCGCCAGCAUGCCCUCGCUGACGCUGCCGGGCCCAGCACACCCCAUGGUGACUGUGCCUCAGGGCCCGAAUGCGCCGAUGCCGCCACGACACGGGCGCAAGUCGGUGUCCAUGUCGCCGUCGGUGUCGCCGUGGACGCCGGAGGACGAGACCGCUGCGUCGCUUUUGCUCCAGAUGAGCUCGAAGACGAGCUCUGUGUCGAGCUCGCGAAGCCCACCCGCAUAUACGGGGCCGCUAGGCGUCCUGUCGCCUAAAGAGAUGAUGGGGAGCGGGAGAGAACGCCUGGUCCCGAGGGCGGUGGAGGCCGUCACUCCGGGCUCGCUGUUGGGGAUGCGGGACUGAGUAUAAGCAUAUGGGCUGGAUCGAGGUUCGGAACGUUUAUAUCCUUUUUUCUCCUUCUUCUUCUCUUGCACGGUUUGGGCAUGUGUAUUGUGCAUUGUGCGUUGCGCGAAGAGAGGCUUGCUUCGGUGGAUUCCUGUAACUUUAUAAAAUUAGACGUUCAUACCUGGCGCUGUACGCUAUGUAGGUCUGAGGUGUAAGAUAGAGAAGCUGUUGUAACGUAGUACGCAUGUCAAUGAUUUUAGAGGUGAAUGCAGAUUUU